AUGAAGUAUUUUCUGUUAGUGUUGUUGGUUUGCAAAUUGUAUGCACCAACUGAGUCUUUGAGUUUAACGAAUAUCGGUAAAUCCGUGGUGGAUAUUACGAAAGGUGUGGCCGGAAAAAUUCCAGAUGUAAUUCCAUCGGCUGAAGAUGUCUUUCAAUCUACAAAAAAUCUUAUCGCUGGCUAUCCAUUCGAGAAAAUAUACGGUCUCAUCAAUUCAUUUUGCUCGGCUGCGCUUUCAACGUCCAGUGUAAAGCCACGCACAACACCAAAUAUCGCUAACAUGAGCUAUGUUCUUAAAGUCGGCGAUCAAAACAUUUCAGUGCCGUUGAAUCAACCGACAAAAUUGUGGUUACGGAAAGAAUUCAAUCCGAAUCUUCCGCUUGUCAUGGUCAUCACUGGAUGGACGACUAAUGCCAAUGACACCGAAAAUCCAGCAUUAGAUACUGUUGACACAGCUGAAUUUGUUGACACACUUUAUACAUGGUCGGCGUUCAAUACAGAAGAAAUUGGAAAUAUUAUUUCCGACUCAUUGCAGCACUUGAUCAGAACAUAUCCCAUUGAGAAAAUCCACCUCGUUGGCCAUAGCUUGGGCGCCCAUAUUGCUGGUUCGGCUGGUAGGAAUUUGUAUAAAAAAACGGGCAAAUUAGUGCCGAGGAUUACAGGCUUAGACCCAGCUAAUCCAUGUUUCAACUCUGGUGAGACUCUCACUGGUCUUGCUCGUGGCGAUGCUGAAUUUGUUUUGGCCAUUCAUUCAAAUUCCGGUGGCUUAGGAAAACGUGAUCCUCUUGGAGAUGCAGAUUUUUACCCGAACGGAGAUAACCCCUUGCCACCUGGUUGUUAUUCGAUGAGCUGUGCACAUCAACGUGCACCUGAGUUCUUUGCCGAGUCAGUUUAUCCAGGCAACGAAAAUAAUUUUUUGGGAGUAAAAUGUGAUUCAUUAUCUUCGUUGAAUUCAAAGUUCUGCCGUACUCAGAGCUAUCCCAUGGGGUAUGCUACACCGCACAAUUUGAAAGGCAUUUUCUUUUUGAAAACGAACGAAGAUAAACCGUACGGUUUAAAUGCCACAAAAAACGCUAAACCAGUUUGUAAUGGACCUGCACUUGGACAUGGGACAACUCAAGGAAACUUGAACUCGCACAAUUCUCAAAACUCACCGAACAAUUACAACUCACAAUAUUCGCAGAACUCGGGGAAUUCACCGAGCAAUCACAGAUCGCCGAACCACCAAAAUUCUGCACAACAUUCGCAGAGUCCAGAGAACACAUCAAAUAUUCGUGGAAUUCCCUCAAGACUAAUAAAUCAAGUGAAAAGGUUUCUUGAUGGCCCCUUGGAAGAGGGAAAAAAUCGAGAAUAA
This is a messenger RNA of Sitodiplosis mosellana (orange wheat blossom midge), 1353 nucleotides long. Its product is annotated as vitellogenin-1-like. The record is from RefSeq and is a predicted model, not a curated record. NCBI's taxonomy places the organism in Eukaryota, Metazoa, Arthropoda, Insecta, Diptera, Cecidomyiidae. Gene Ontology annotation, molecular function: lipase activity. The transcript has 7 exons. The coding region runs from base 1 to 1353 and encodes 450 amino acids.